AGCGAAACGGGUGAAGUAGAAAGCAUGGCGAGUGUAGCCGAGGACUUGGAGGAUAGAGGAGUCGAAGUCAUCGAGGCCAUCGGAGACCAAUCUGAUCAGAUUGGAGUCGUUGAAGACUGAUCCCGUGGCGACACAAUAGCAAAGGAGGAGGAUGACGCCUGUUACACAAUUUAAUCCGAUCUAGGUUCUCCUUCAGAACUUAUGGGUUCUUAAUCAUUACCCAUAUUCAAUAGAAAAAUCAGCCAAAAAAAAUAGAAAAACACAAAAAUUUAGAAGAGGAAAUUUAGAAUGGCCAGCGCAUGGAGUGGCAUUUUGGCAUUAGUUCUAGUCCUAAUGGCUGUUUUUCAUGCUCCCAUUGUAAAAGGGGACAUGAACCCCAGCCAGUGCAAGGAGGAGAGGAGGCUGCUGGUGAAUGCCUGCUGGCCGGUCAUAUUUGGCCGCAAUCCCUCAUCGUACUGCUGCCAGCGCGUGGGGGUGACACACGUUGAGUGUGUCUGCCCCGUCGUCACCCCUAAGCUGGCGGCACUCAUCGGAGUUGAACGCACCAUUAAGCAGAUUGAAUCCUGCGGUCGGACCGUGCCCCACAACUUCAAGUGUGGAAGCAUUACUACUCCAUGAGAAGAAUUCUACCAUGAAAGAAUGAUCAUGGCUAAAUAAGCUUAUUUAUAUUAGAAAACGAAAAACCAAAACUGUCUGACAGUCCUAAUAAGAUCAAAAUCAUUCA
Messenger RNA from Rubroshorea leprosula, 724 nucleotides. Lineage: Eukaryota; Viridiplantae; Streptophyta; Magnoliopsida; Malvales; Dipterocarpaceae. The record is from the annotation of a GenBank genome assembly.